Messenger RNA from Diabrotica virgifera virgifera (western corn rootworm), 7692 nucleotides. RefSeq lists its product as uncharacterized. The record is from RefSeq and is a predicted model, not a curated record. NCBI's taxonomy places the organism in Eukaryota, Metazoa, Arthropoda, Insecta, Coleoptera, Chrysomelidae. The transcript has 10 exons. Gene Ontology annotation, molecular function: protein binding. Bases 278 to 2635 code for a protein of 785 amino acids.
GUGUAGCUUUUGAGCUUUGUAAGUGCAGUUGAAAGGUGCGACCGGCGCGAACUAACUGAAAUUUAGAAGUACCUUAAAUUAGUUUGUAUAAUAAACUUGUCAGGUGAAAACAAUUAUUGAAGUUUAAACAGUGAGUUAGUUGUGUGAAAUUGUGUGCUUGUUUUGGUUUAAAAUUGUUUUAUUUCAAGAAAUAGGAAAAAUAUCACAGCUGUUGCAGUUUAUAAUUUCAGAUUGAUGUCAUUCUGGCCACCAGAAUACCAAUAUCAAGCAUGAGGCGAUGAACUUAAAUCCAGACAAAAAAUCCAAUUCAGGAAUUUUUCGACAGGCAGGAAAUUUCACUAACUAUCCUGGUAAAGGAGAGUUUCCAUCUUCUUCCCAUAUAGAGACUGAUAUUCUUAGUGAAUCUACUUUAUGCCAACAGAGAUCUCAUUCCGUGGCAACAUUGCAACCACCUAUUAUAGAACCGAGAAUGGCUCAGUUGGAAACACUAGAAGCUAAGAUGGCCAGUAUAGAAGUAUCUCUCUCCAGUACGCCUCGCCGAAAGAAGAAUGGCAGCAUCUCAGGAAUAAGCUUAGGUUCUUCAAUCCAGUCAAUUCCUAAAGAAUUAGCAAUUAAAGAGUUAGAAAAGUUAAGAAACGCGUUAAGAGAUAAGGAAAAUAUCAUACAAAGUCUCAAAGGGCAGCUGACCAUACCAGGAUUAAGAUUAAAUGCCAUUCGAAACUCAAAUAAUAAUAACGUCAAAGAACUGACAGAAAUAGAAAAGAAACAAGCAGAAGCUAGGUUAAAUAAACUUAAAACUGAUAUAGAUAAUAAAAGACUGACAAUUAAAAACUUAAAAAUGGCACUCGAACGACUUGAUAUAACAGAUAAUAUAGACGUUCGAAUACAACAAGCAGAGUUAGAAUAUCAACUUGGCCGAGAAGAACUUAAUCUUCUUACUUUAUUGGAAGAAACACGAGCUCUUCAACUUUGUAUAGAGGAGUCUAACAAACAUUCUUCAGACUGUCAAACUUUAUAUAGUUGCGUCCAAGGAAACGAACACGUUUUACUUCAAGCUGUACAGAUAGAUUACGAUCCAAACAAUCCAAAAUUCGGAGCAAGUCCCAAAGACUCUUUUUCUGGACUCUAUGUAGAUUGGGCUCUGGAAGAAACAAAUCUAUGUAAAGGUGACAGGCUGAUCGAAGUUAAUGGUAAAAUAGUAUUGAAUAAGAGCAGGGAAGAUCUCGCUAGAUUAUUAGCUGCUGCUCCCGAUCCAGCGCAGAUUGUCAUUUUAAGAAAAGUAUUCGAAAAUAAAAUACCAACAAAUGACGUAUCCAAACUACAAUCCGAAUUAGAAUCGUUAAGAAUAAAAGCCGAUGAGACUCAAAAAGUGAAAGAAGGACUUAAGUCAGAUAAUAUUAGGUUGACGCAUAGGAUCUCAUACUUAGAAGAACAAGUGUCGGAACUUCUAAAUAGAAAAUCAGUUGAAGCCAACAUGCGCGUACUCUCUCCUCCUCCUCCAAUGAUCUCGAAGUCGAACCAAAAUGUUACUAACAUUAAUAUAAGAACUAAUUCUCCUACUAACUCAUCAACCACAAACUCAGAUGUACACGUAUUUCAAAAAGGCAAUCAAAUGGCAGCACUCUCUAAUGACACAAAAGAACCUUCUUCAAUACCGAGUAGAUCCAAAAGUAGCUUGUCAAACGUAUCGAAUACUCAUAUUCCCUCCCUCACCUCUGAGUACUGUCAAAAAAUGAUCCACACCAGGCACAAACACAAAUCUUCAAGAAAUGGAGUUCAAAGUCCCAUUGGAAACAUGUCUGGAAAUGAAAAGAUGACGUACAGAAAACACGCACAUCAUCACCAUCACAGAGAAAAGGACUACAGUUCUGAAACUAAUUCAGGAAUAGACAUAAGGCGGUACAAUAAAAAGAACGAUAACAGGUACUCAGCAGACUUUGCCAAAGCAAACUCUGAGAAAGAGUAUUCAAGUGAUAUAAUGGACCAAAGUUACAAAAAAGCUACACAGAUAGUACAGGAACUUACUCGAAACAGAGAUGCCAGUUUAUAUGAAAAACAUCGUCAAAAGUGUAUAACCGCUUCGGAAAAAUAUAAUGCUGAAAUUUUACGGCACUAUAACGCUCGCAAAUCGACUUCUGUCCUAGAUUUUCGAUCAGAAAUCCAUAUUGGACCGAAGUACGAGUCAAAACAUAUGGAUUAUCCAGAAGAUAAUCCUAACCCGGACAUUAUAUACAGAAGAAUGGAUGCAAGAAGUGUUAAAUCUUUAGACUUUGAUAGCGACUGUAACUCCACCGCACAUUCUAGAUUUAAUGGCAAUUCUAUAGACUACACUUCGGAACCGAACAAUGACAAAAAAAUGUACUACGCUAACGGCCACGAGCAAUUGAAGCCUCGACCUACUCCACCCAAAAAGCCUCUUAGACUCUCGUUACAUAAAACGCAUAGUUUACAAUCUGUGGAGACAAACUCGGACUGUCAAGCAAGACAUGAAAGGAAAUGUAUGAAGAGGAACUAUAAAGGAGAUAACCCAGUCAGUAUUAAAGUCCAUGAACAAAACGGCAACAGCAACCAACUUUUAAAAUGGAAUUAUAGAAGAAGUCUUGAAAAUAGUUUGGAGAAUGGUAGCUGGUGUUAAUGUUUGUUUUUAUUAUCAAUAAGAAGAUUUAAUAUAGAUAUUAUUUUUAUUUGUGCUAAAUGUUUUAUGUCUUAAGAAUUUUUGGAAUUUUUUAUUAAAAUGUAAAAUAUAAAAACAAUAUAGUAUGCAACCAGAACUACGCAUAAAUUUUAGAAGAUUUAUUAUGUGCAGCUAUCAGCUAUAAAACAUUGUCUAUUGUAUGUUUGAAAUAAAAUGGAAUAUUUUACCUUACUAUCUGCAGUAGGUGUGAGGUGAGCAUUAGGGAAUCUCUUUGUCAGGGACAUUAGUUAAUUUAAAUACACAGGGUGUCCAGAAACUCUACCGACAAACGAAGACAGGAGAUUCCUCAUACAAUUUUAAGACAUUUUAACCCAAUUCAUCUAAUAGUCCGAAAAUGCUUCAAGGGAGCUAGAUCUCUUUGAAGAUGGCGCCAUGUUAUUAGUUUUUCUUAAAUAUCUCCACAACGCUUCUAUUUAGAAAAACGAAAAUUAGUACGUGUGUUUAUCUUCCAGAGAUAAAUCGGUUUCAUCUAUUGUGAAUUUCUAGUACCGGUCAUAGGCGUCCGUUUUGGGUAGGGCAACGGUUAUUUUAUCGCGGAUCUUUUUUGUCUUUAACUUUUAAGCAUUUUUGAUACUGGAUUAUUAAAUUGUGAGGUAUUCUAGUACUAAAAGGUACUCUUGAUUUAAGUCGGUAGGACCCACCGUCUUCUAGAAAAAUCGAUUUAAAAAUUUUUCGUUUUUUGAAUUUGAGAAAAAAAUUAAAAAAUUAACAAAAAAACGGUGUAUUUUACCAACUUAAAGCAAGAGUAACUUUUAGUACUAGAAUACUUCAUAAUUUAAUAAUCUAAAGUCAAGAAUUCUUAAAAAUUUAAGACUCUCAAUGAAAAAAAGCGAUAUAUGCGAUAAAAUAUCCGUUGACCUACCCAAAACGAACACAUAUGAUCGGUACUAGAAAUUCGCAAAUAAUGAAAUCGAUUCAUCUCUGGAAUAUAAAUAAACGAACCAGUUUUCCUUUUUCUAAAUAGUUUUUUUUAAUUUUUUUUUGAAAGUUCAAAAGAGGAAAAAUUUUCAAAUCAAUUUUUCUAGAAAACGGUGUGUCCUACCGACCUAAAGUAAGUAUACCUUUUAGUACUAAAAUUCCUUACAAUUUAAUAAUCCAGUAUCAAAUAUGCUUAAAAGUUAACAACAUAAAAGUUAUGCGAUAAAAUAACCGUUGCCCUACCCAAAACGGACGCCUAUGACCGACACUAGAAAUUCACAAUAAAUGUAAUCCAUUUACCUCUAGAAGAUAAAUAUGCGUACCAAUUUUCAAUUUUCUAAAUAAAGGCGUUCUGGAGUUAUUUAAGAAAAACUAAUUACAAGACGCCAUCUUCAAAGGGCUCUAGCUCCCUUAGGAAGCAUUUUCGGACAAGAUGAAUUGGGCUAAAAUGUCUUAAAUUUAUCUGAGGAAUCUCCUGUCUUCGUUUGUCGGUAGAGUUUCUGGACACCCUGUAUAUAUUUUAGAAUCUUUAACUACUAAACACAGUUUGUAAUACUGGGGAACAAUUUGGUUGAACAAUAACAUAAAGAACACAAAAACCAUGGUUAUCAGUAAGAGCGGCAAAGUCAUUCAUAAUCAAGGAUUCAGAUAAAACAUGAAGAUAUUGAACAAGUGGACAAAAUGAAAUACUUAAAAGUCUGAAUUACGGAAGAUGAAAUCAAAAAUUCGAUCAAGAAUAGAUCAAACAAGAGCAGCGUAUUUGAAGAUAAGGAAAUUUCUGAGUAACCAAAUACUGAAUCUGCAAAUCCGAUAUCGGAUGGUAAAAUGUUUUAUCCACUCUAUUCUUCUUUACGGUGUUGAAGCCUGGACUGUUAAUGUUGACUUAAUGAGAAAGCUGGAAGCUUUUGAGAUGUGGCUUUUUAGGAGACUUUUAUAAUUACCACGCACCGAUUAUAUUACAAACGAAAUGGUGUUGCAGAGAAUGGGAAGAGACAGAGACCUUUUGACCACCAUUAAAAGGCGAAAGACAGCAUAUUUGUGGUACAUACUUAUAAAUGAUAAGUACGAGUUGUUGCAGCUCAUUAUGAAGGGUAAGAUCGAAUGAAAAGGGGGUCCUGGUAGACCACAAAUAUCCUGGCGAAAAAACAUUCGCGACUUAAACGGACUGUGUGUUUAACCCGGACCGGGUUAAACACAAAGACGCUUUUAAGAAAAGCAGAAGAUACAAACGAAUUUGCAAUGGUUAUAGCUAACCUUCAUAGUAUACUCGGCACUAGAAGAGGAAGAAGAAUCUUUAAGAAACUGCACCAUUUAUAGUUCUCCUAUUGAAGCUUAGUGCCUAUACGAGCACGAGCAACAUUUAAAGAUAAAAAUAUGUUUUAAUUUGAAGUCUACUAAUUACGUUCAUGUUAAAUUUUAAUGAGAAUGUCAAUUUUGGGGUUCUAAAAAUGUAGCAAAAAAGUUUGCCGCUCUUAUCGACAGGCUUCCCCUUAAAACCCAACUCUCGUAGGGGGAGAAAACGAAAAGCAUCGAUUUACCAAUAAUCUGUACUUCCUAGAUGUAUGUUUAAAAAAAAUGUAGCUGUGCACUUUUUGUGUAGAAUGAAUGAACCGUUCUCUCAGAAACAACGCUUGAAGCGACCGGCGAUUUUGGAUGUCAGUUACUCGCGCGAACUCAAUUUUUUAAAUAAAAUGUGUAUCAACACAAUGGUAAAAAUUCAAUAUUUUUUGAUUAGGGUAUCCUAUUGACAAUAAACAUAUCAGUAGACCAAUAUGCAUAUCUUGGAACAAUGAUCAACUCCACAAAUGAUUAAUUCCAGGAGAUUAAAAUUAGAGUAGAAAAGGCAAGAGCAAAUUUUAACAAAAUGAGAAAAGUGCUCUGCACAAGAGAUCUAAAGAUAGAGCUAAGAGUAAGGUUGGCUAAGUGGUACGUUUUCUCGACUUUGUUUUACGGAAUAGAAGCUUGGACCUUGAAUGCGGCAUCAAUGAAAAAAUUGGAAUCAUUGGAGUUGUGAGUGUAUAGAAGAAUUCUGAAAAUAUCAUGGACAGAACACGUCACAAACAAAGAGGUUCUAAGAAAGAAAUGGAAGUCUUAAAUACAAUCAAAACCAGAAAAUUGGAAUAUCUCGGACAUAUUACACGUCGAGAGAGAUACAUUUUGCUCCAACUCAUUAUGCAAGGAAAGAUUCAAGGAAAAAGAAGCAUAGGGAGAUGCAGAAUAUCGUGGCUGCACAACCUGAGAGAAUGGUACGGAUGUACACCAAACGAACUUUUCAGAGCAGCCGUCUCCAAAGUCCGAGUAGCUAUAAUGAUUGCCGACCUCCGUCGCGGAGAUGGCACUUGAAGAAGAAGAUUGACAAUAAUCAAUAUGCGUUUUAAAGGUGAAGAGUGUAGCUUUCGUAUGCAAUUUUUUUAUUUUGUCGCAAAUGAAGUCAGUUUCUAUAAAGUUGUUAUAUAAGCAGACGUUGCGCGAUUUUUGCCAUUUUUCACGAUUCACAUGAUAUCAACAAAAUUUAUCACUUCCAUUGACCUGUCGCUGUGAAAUUUCCAUUGUUCCAUUUUGACAGUAAGUAGAAAGAAUUUGAAAUGUGCCUAAAAAACGCCGAAUUUAAAGUUUCACAUUCUAAAUUCUAAACGAUCUCACGUCACGGGAAAUAAUUUUGUGAAGACGUGUUUGGAUGGAAUUUGUUGCUGAAAUUGUGUAGUUUCGAAAAACGUCCUUGUGCAAUCGAAAAAAAAGUGGUUAUAAAGUUCUAAUAGUAACUUGGAUCUCUUUAUUUGUUUGUUACCACCUGCUGCAGACUAUUUUAUAAGUUAAAAUCACUUUUCAUUUCAUUAAAAAUCAACAAUAGAUUUGUACUAUAAUUUUUGUACAGUAAUUGGUACAAAAUAAAAAUAAAAGGUGUAAAUUAAAUUUACAUUAGAAGAAUCUUAAAGAAAUAUUGUCACUUUUAUUAUCAAAAUUUUACUAAAAAAACAAUAUAUUUUCAGGAUAAUAGCAUUUUUUAUUAUUUGCAAUAACUUGUUUCUAAGCAAAAAUAAAUUUAUUUUCAUUUGAAGUUAUAUACAAAAGUAUUAGAUGAGGACAAUACAAUCUCUUCGCCUUUAACAUAAUCAAAAAAGUGUUUUUACAGAUAUGUACCGGAAAACAGAAUUUUAAAAAUUUUCCAUUUUUAUGCUUAAGAGGCAACAUCAGCGCGCGGAAAACGCGUUCCAAGAUUGGAGUUUUAAUUUUAAAUAUUUUUUCGAGAUAUUUGGCACACAUAUUCGUAAUAUAGUAAAGAGCGGCGGUACAUAGCCCAAUUUGAGAAAUAUGUUAGUAUGUGGAAAUUACUCUAUAAUUAAAUAAAAUAUUACAAAAACGAGCCUGUACCGCCAUUAAGAAGAACAAAAAAAUACACUUUCUUCAAAUAAACUUUUUUAUCCAAUGCCUACAUUUUGUGUCAUAUUGGAAUUACUAAAAAUCGAUUAUCUAUAACAAGAAAUCGAACUUGAAUGACGGCAACGUUUAGCGCGCCUAUGAGGAUAAUAAUUAUUGUUAUCAUAAUGUUGUGCCUGCAUUUUUGAUAAUAUAGCGUCACUGUCACUGUCGUACUGCCGACGCACUGUUGAAAGUUCGCAGAACUUUCGAAAAAAACAAUAUUGAUAACGCGCUGAUGUAUUCUCUUAAGAAGCAGAUGCUUAAAACUGUUGCAUCUUAACUUUUGUUACAUAUUUGCUCGUUUUUAUAGGUGUUUUUCUUUUUUUUUUUUAAGUGACACAGAUUAAUGUCGAUGACAACAGCCGUUUCUGUCUUCUUUUUUACUUUAAAGCAGUAGCGGAAUGCAUAAAUACCUGUCUUUUUUUUUCUAAAAAAACGUAGGUACUAGACGUGCAUAAUAUGCCUCCCUCUGACGUGGGGAACUAAUGCUGAUUGCAUAAGUAAACUUAUAAAAGGAAAAACGUAGAGAUUGAGAUUUUCUUGCAAUAAAAAUUCUAAUAUGCAAUGUUUUUAUUUCUAUAAAUAGUUGACUGACCAGAUUAUACAGAGAAAUAGUUUAUUUUAUUUUUGUAUAUAAAAAUAAAUUUUGUGAAACAAUU